Acipenser ruthenus (sterlet) is the source of this 8399-nucleotide messenger RNA. RefSeq names its product zinc finger protein PLAGL2-like. NCBI's taxonomy places the organism in Eukaryota, Metazoa, Chordata, Actinopteri, Acipenseriformes, Acipenseridae. Gene Ontology annotation, molecular function: DNA-binding transcription activator activity, RNA polymerase II-specific. The record is from RefSeq and is a predicted model, not a curated record. The coding region runs from base 462 to 1988 and encodes 508 amino acids. The transcript has 4 exons.
AGUUUGUGAAAGUGCCUGACGUCACUCCCACAAUGCUCCCGCUCCAUAGCUGUAGUGCAGCAGCCUGGGGGAGAAGAGACUUUCAGGGCCUGAAAAAAGAAAAAAUACUGAAAAAAAUUGGAAAAAAUAAUAAAAUCACAUAUCGAGGAGAGAAAGACUCAGAAAGGCGACGUGGGAGAUCCCACGGAAGGUGAAGAUGUGCAGCAGUACUUCUUGGUCACCCCCAACUAUCACUGUUGGGACUGGGUGAGUGGGCUGCUGUGGAGGAGCUUUAGGACGCCUGUUAGUGAAGAUUUGGGUGACUUGCUGCUUUCCUUGAACUGGAUCAGACCCAGCCCAGGAGCCUCCUUGCGCGAUUCAGUCUAACCCAGUCUGAUCACACAGCACAGCAGCCAAAAGAGAGCCUGGAAGGCAGGGGUGUAGCGUCCGGCUUUUCAUGGCACCAGCCCCUUAAGGCUGCCAUGGCAGCAGCUGCCGCCGAUGCCCAAGGUCAGAUUACCACACUAACGCAGGAGGAAGAGGACGCUCGCUCCGCCGGGAAGGCGCUGCGAGCAGAGAGGGAAGCCAGGACCCCCAGGACUAGCGAGUGUGAGGUGUGUGGGGUGCUGUUUAGCUCUCGGGACAAGCUCCGAAUUCACGCCUACAGCCACACCGGAGAGAAGCCCUUCCGCUGCUCCCAGGCCCAGUGUGCCAAGGCCUUCGUCUCCAAGUAUAAACUCUUCAGGCAUAUGGCCACACAUUCUCCUCAGAAGACACACCAGUGCACGUUUUGUGAGAAAAUGUUCCACCGGAAAGACCACUUGAAGAACCACCUGCAAACCCACGACCCCAACAAGGAGGCCUUCAAGUGCGAGGAGUGCGGCAAGAACUACAACACCAAGCUGGGCUACAAGCGCCACGUGGCCAUGCACGCUGCCACCAGCGGAGACCUGACCUGCAAGGUGUGCCUGCAGAGCUACGAGAGUACGCCCGUGCUGCUGGAGCACCUCAAGAGCCACUCGGGCAAGUCCUCGGGCGGCGUGAAGGAGAAGAAGCACCCCUGUGACCACUGCGACCGCCGCUUCUACACCCGGAAGGACGUACGCCGCCACAUGGUGGUCCACACGGGCCGCAAGGACUUCCUGUGCCAGUACUGCGCCCAGCGCUUCGGCCGCAAGGACCACCUGACCAGGCACGUCAAGAAGAGCCACUCCCAGGAGCUGCUAAAGAUCAAGACGGAGCCAUCUGACAUGCUGGGGCUGCUCCACUCCAGCUCACCCAUCUCCGUGAAGGAGGAGCAUAGCCCCAUGAUGUGCAUGCCUCCUUGUAAAGACUCCAUGAUGGGCAAGCCCUUCGCCAGCUCUUUCCCCAUGAGCAUGUACAACCAGCACCUGCAGGCCAUGUCCAACUCUGGGUUCUCUCACACAUUGGUGCCCAGUUCGCUGGCCACGAUGGGGAUGGGCUGCCCCAUGGAGUCUCCUUCCCCUGUCCACCACCACUCCCCGCCUCCGCAGCAGCCCCCACCACACAAGUACCAGCUUGGAUCUACCGCAUGCCUGCAGGAGAAGCCCAUCAAAGUGGAGAUGGAGAGCUUCCUCAUGGAUCUGCAGAGCGGCCUGUCUGUAGAGCCCCACCCGUCUCCGCCCAAGGUCGGGCUGGAACAUCACCAGUCCCUGGACGACCUUUCCGGGGAGCACCUCCUGUCCAAAAGCCCGGCCAUCAUUGCCGAAUCUUUCUGUGCUGCUAACAUGGACUUCUCGCACCUGCUCAGCUUCCUGCCGCUGAACCUCCCUCCUUACAACCCCCCGAUGUCCACAGGGGGGUUAGUCAUGGGCUACUCUUCCCAAGGGGAGCACCAGUCUCCCCUAACCUCUUUGCAACCUCAACUUCAAGAGUCCCAGGGAUCUGGGAGUGGCUUAAGCCUGGGGCCUCUCCACACCCUCCCUCCCGUCUUCACUACCAGCCUCAGCACAACCACCUUGCCUCGUUUUCACCAGGCGUUUCAAUAGGGCUCCACUACGAGGGGGGAGCUGUUUAAAAUCCCUCUCACCGUGUUGAAGACUUAAUAAGGAGCCUUACUAAAGCGCACAAAGCUUUCUUUAGCCGGAGGAAGCUAAAUCUUUUAUAUUAAGAAGCUUUUAUAAGGCUUUGUUUGUUUUUCUUUUACUAGAUAGAAUGGAUUCCUAAAUAUGGAGGUACAGUGCUAUAAACUUAUCAAAGACUAGUAAUAGUACUUUUUAUCAUCUUUCUUUCCUCUUAUAAGACGUUCCCUAUAGCUUCUCGAAGUGGCAGUUCAUCAGCUGCGUGUUAUUCUGCAGUUUUUUUUUUUCCCUACAGGAUACAUCAUGAAGAAUUAGUGAAGGAAUAAUAACUACAUGAACUGGUUGAAAUCUAACCUGCUUUCAACAUGCAGGGUAUCAAAUAACAUGACAAAAAACAGACCUACAGACAAACAAUUCAGAUACUUUACAUCAUCUAAGAUGGGGAUGUAUACUUUAUAUAAAAAAAAGCACUUUUUCCUUCAUCAGCCAAUGCACGCAAACAUGUGCAUUCAAUGUUUUUUCACUAGCAGUAUAGAAAUACACAUAUCUGGCCUUCAUGUAAACUGCUAUUGUGGAAACAAGCACAGUACUGCCAAGGAGAAAACUGGAAUGCACAUAGUGGUUAAAAAAAAAGUAUAUUUCACAACUACAGAUGGUAAAAAUAAAUAUUUCAGGUGAAUGUCAUUGUCAGGAAAUUAAUGCUAGCAAUAAACAUUUAUGAAUGUUGCAAGAUUGCUAGCAUCAUAUUGCAACUUCACUCCAGAUCCAUUUUAAACUCACACCUGUUUGGAUGACUUUUGAAGUCGUAAGUUCAAAUCUAUUUGGAGGCCAAAUACAGUAGUCUUACACAGUUGGAGAGAGGUUUAAUGAUGGUGUAUUUGGCAAACUCAUUUGCAGGGUCAACAGUGCUGCUUUGCCAGAUAUAAUAUCUUAUACCGGUAAGCCCUGGUUUAAUGAAGGACAUUUCUGCUUUUUUAAAAUACACACAUCAAAUAGAUAUAUUGGCACUUAGUUUGUGCUGUGGAAUAUUGAUUUCUAGUUGAUUUUCCUCAGUGGGUUCAGCUUAAUGGAUAGUCUCUCCUCUGAGCGCUGCAGAUUGGAUCUCUGUUGCAUUUCCCCAAUGCUUGAUUGGUGAUGACUGGAGUAAAGCUUGCAAUACAGAGUCAGUCACUCGCUGACCAUUACUGAGAGCGCUCCUGUUGGAAAAGGAUAGGGUUCUGUCCGUGAGUUUAAUUUGGUAUAAAAGUUACAGUACACUUAUUUAAAAGCUGCUAAAAUACUUUUUUUUUCUUUUGCAGAAAAUGGCACUAAAAGUAUCCACACAUGCAUAGUCUUCUAAUUAUACAUAUAAUAUGCAUGCCAGCUAUAAAAGCAGGGUGCAAAUUGUGUGAUAAAAACAUAAAUCCUUGCUGCUGAACUACCCACAAUGGCUAGAGGUAACGUUGGCCUCAUAGUGGUGGCCAGUUCACUUGCUUCUGAAAGCUCCGAACAAUGAACAGCUCUAAGCAAAAAAUCUGAUCUGCAACCAGAUAUUACACAAAGGUCAAAGGUUGCUUGUUUGUUAUGUUAUGUUUGUAGAAUUGUCAAAUUUACUCAUCUACCUCCAAUAUUUAAUAGUAAAAUGAAUUGACGGCCAUCUACUUACAUGCAUGUUUGUUUUAGUUCAGAAGUCUGAGGUGUAGCAUUCACCCCUAGCAUCCUUUGCAUUAGGUGCUCAAAGUUGUAGAGACAGAUUUAUGCCAGCAAACCACAGCCGUAACUGGGACUGACGGCGUGCUAGUUUGAAGUGGUUUGAUCUCAGCCUGCUAAAAAUGGAAAUGAACAGGACUGAUUUGAGACACCCCAUUAUUGCAAAAAGCAGAACUGAACCAGGUUUUAAAUGUAAGCUCAAAUAUUAUGCAGUCUUUAGCAAAUUAUAAUGAAACUCAAGUGGAAAGGAAUAGAGAAGCCUGUGCAAUCCUUCAGUCUUUAUAUUCCUCGUUCAUUAAUUCAGUCAGGAAUUUUAUUACAGCGGCCGCAGCAUGAGAAGUAGCAGUGCAAUCACUAUUAAGUACAAUCAUCUGACCAUCUCCAUGUCAAAACUGUACUGCCAUUUAUGACCGUGACUCAAUACUCCUGCAAUGGCUACCCAAAGGAAUAGCUGCCUGCAGUCCUUUACCAGUGACCCAAAUAUGUUUUUUAACAGCAUCACCCAUCCACGGUAUGUUGCGUGACAUCCAUCAUUUACCAUAUGCUUCGAAACAUGAUCCAUAGGUUAGUAUUACUGUCGACAGCAAACUUGAAUAUUUUUAAAUUGUAGAGCAACGCAGUUAAAGAACAAUGAAUAAGGUUGCCUCAGAAAUUGUUAAAACCCAACAUUCAUGACAUGUACUUAGUUGAACCACUAUAAUACCACAUCUCAAGCGGGGAUGUCAUUUUCUAAGGCAGUUUUUGACAAUUUGAGAAACAGUCCGCCCAGCCCCUGAUCAGUCACAUCUGGGUUACUCAAUUACCCAUUUUUAUACUUGUCCCAGUAUAUCUAUUGCAGAUAAAUAAGUCUCCCUCCCAACAUUCAUUUUUCAAAUCUGAAAAGUCACAGUUGGCCCAGUUUUGAAAUUGUUGUUAUUGCUAUUAUUAUAAUAUUUCUUUUUCUAGUCGGUUUUAGACAUUCAGUAUAAUAACCCUGACAUAUGUGAAUAGUAAACAAUAAAAUGUGUUUUAAGAAUUUCUUUGCAGUGUACGAAAAAAUAUAUUGCUUUUUUUUUCAUUGAAAUUAAGUCUAGAUAGUUGUAUAAAGUACUGACAUUUUGAAUUGGUGUCCAUACAGUUUUGUUGUAUGACUUGCAGUUUAUUGAUCUGAAUUUAGAUUAAGUAUUGGUUUUCAGUAUAUUUGAGCUGUUGUAGAAAAAAAAAACAGGGUUUGUGAUUUCUACAGUAAUAACCAAGACUUUACAUUGUACUAAAAAAAACAACACCCUUUGGAUUAUAAGUGCUUUUACUUCAACUGUCUUGCUAUCUGAAGCCUGCAAGAGACUGAAACAAUAGCUCCAAUUAGUGAGCCUGGUAAUCUUAUAUGGUUAAAGGAGUGCUGUCCAAGGUUUAAAACCCAGUUUAGCACUAGAAAUACUGCAGUGGUCCCCUUUUUAUUCUGUAGCAAAGACCUUGUGGAUCCUUGCCAUUUAUUUUAUACACCAAUCGUAAUCUGCAGAUAUCACUAAUGUCAAAGCUACAGAUGAAAAGCACCUGAUGCCUCGUGAUACUGAAUUAAUUCACAUGCUGUAGUUCAAAGGUACAACAGAAAGCACUGUAUUUGAAUUAAGAUAAAAAUAAAAAGUUAACUAAAAGUUUUCUGCUCAACAAGAGGGACAAACACGAUUUCUAGCACGAAAAGUUUUUCAGAGGCAAGUUGGAUUUUAAAGCAUUGGUUUGUACUCCUAAAGGCAGGGAUGUAUCUCAGAUAAAAGCCAUGAGCAGGUUAAACCCUUGGCUGUUUUUGUAUAAUAUUGCUCACUCCUGGAAUAAUGCACUUACCCAUCUUUGAUCCUUUUGACCUCCCUGCUGUUUUUGCCAUGUGCCCCACUACAUCAAAUCAUAACUAGAUUACCAGGUAAGGGAUCGGAUGUGAAAGUAGUGAUGGCUUUUACAAACAUUAACCUGAUUUCAAGUGUAAGAUAAACAAGUCCAUUGCCAUUGAAACUUUUUUUUUAAGAAUAGGAGAAGCCAAUGAAAAUAAAUAGUUGUUGGACAUUUAGCCUCAUUACAAUGGACAUGCGUGGAUCCUAAUAAUGCUGUAUCAUUGUUGGUAAAGCAUGUGCCAUUUCAUUUGUUUUCCUACAUAUUUUGUAACUAUAUCUUAUGUAUUUAUAUGUCUUUCUAAUAUAAACUGCUUUUUUUAUAAACUAAAUAAGCAUCUAUUACCUUUUGUUUAUGAACAUAUUACAGAUAAAGUAAUUUUAUUGUUAUUUUUUUUUUAAAGCUGAAAAGUAUCCUGAGAAAAUAAAUCUACAUUCUUCUUUCUUGGUAUCAAACUUCCUGUGAUGACGACUUCUCUUCCGAAGUUUAAAAUUGCUCACAAUUCAAAUGGUCUGCCAGUUAUCAGUACAACUGGGUUGUGUGUGUGUGUGUGUGUGUGUAUACACAUUGCCUUCAGCAUUAUGUUAUUCAUCUGGCUUCUUCCUAGAUUCAGCAAAAAUAGUUGAAUGGAAUGGCAAACUGUACUAUCAUUUGUUAUAAGCAGACCCUUCUGUUGGAUCAAAGUAUAAACAACUAAUUGGGGCUUUUGUUUCUUUUUAAUAUUUGUGCUGUUUUAAACAGGACCUCAUAAUAACACAACACAUCACCUCAUGUAUAUUUCUAAGUCCUGGGAGGAAAAACUAAAUUAAUAAUAAUACUGUUAUUAUUUUAAAAUGAUACACAUACAUGUCAUCAACACCAGCUAAAUAAUUGAGUUGAUACACUUGUUUUUCUCUUGGAUGAAGUGGUUUUCCCAUGUUAGUUUAAUGACUAUCUGAUCUGACUGCUCCAGUAUAGUGGCUGAUGACUUUUUUUCCUCCCAUGGCUUGUUUAAAUCUAUUUGUUUUCUAGCACUUUCAAAACCUGUAAACAGGAGUGUCUUUUACGUACAACCUGUUAAUUUUUAAUGUGUACAAUUAAGUGCCAUUAGAAACCAUGUAUAGAUUUUUUUUUUUUUUUUGUAGAAUAAGAACAGUAUUUGAUAAACAAAAUGUGCCGCUGCUCUGGUUUUUUUUUUUUUUUUUUCUUCUUUGGAGUGUCAGCCAUGUGGGAGAUAGAUAUAGGAAGUACCAGCCCAACAGCUUGACAGCCUAAAGCAAAGAAAUGCCUAUAAUAGAAAGCCAGAUUUCUGUGUAUCUCGGAGGAAACAUGUACAAAUAUGGGUUUGGAAAACCAGUAUGUGGGUAGUAACCUGGGCAUGGUAUAGUAUGCAGCUCAAGACAGAAAUACCAUGUGGUGUCUCACUGUUAUUGUUUUAAAACACACCUGUUUUUAUAGGCCAUAAAAAGCUGUCUGUUGCUGCUUUAGGCCGUCAACUUAUCAUGGAAUCAAGAACUAGAACUACUAGAAACCAAACAUGGUUGCAUUUGCUUAAUUUUUUCCAUUUUAGAACUUUGUGAAGCUUGUGCAGGUGUGAGUUCCAUUGUCUUCAGUGUAUUGUUGCCAAGUUUGAGCUUCCAAAGACCAAACUGUCUGAAUCCUUUUUGUAUUAAGUAAAUGCCCUCACCAAAAAGUGCCACAUUUCAUAACUUAAGCUACAGAUUAAUUUGAAGAGUAUUAUUUACCUGGAAAUGAUGAUGCAUUCCAGUGUUUUAAACAUUGAGGAUUCACAAGUUGAAUGUGUUGAUUUUCAGAAAUACCUGUCAACACCAGCAACAUCUGCAUAAAGCGCUUCCAACAAAUGAAAUCCACAUCUGCUUUUAAAGAUAACCUAAGAAAUAGAAAGGAUAUAUUGCAAUAUAUUUAACAACUGGAACACAUGCAAUGGAAAAUGUCCACACGUAUUAAAGCAUUAGUAAUACUAACAGCAUUUAUUUAUAAAUCCAAAACCAAAAAAAGCUUACCUUAAUACUUUACAAUUGACAUUUAGGUGCUAAUACGUUUUUAUGCCUUGUACUAUCAUCAUGCUUUUCUUUCCUGUUUAUUAAUACAUGCCCUGUAUGUAUGGACAAUACCUUAGACUGGUAUCUGCGCUUUCUGUAGGCUCUGUCUGUUUGUAUUAGUACUGACCUGGUCUCUGGAUCUCAGUGUAUACCUGCUAGUAUUACCUUACACUCUCUGCUGGUUAGGCUGUAUUACCCUCAACCCAUAUUUGUACUAGUAGGUACAGAACACAUUGGGAAUGGAAUAAAUAACUAACUGCAGGAUGAAACUCUUCAGACAGUGCAUUGAUAUUUACAAAUCCCAUACAAUUGUUUUGGCUAUAUUAUGAGAAAUGAAGGUGUCUGUCUGUUAAGCAGAAAUACCUAGUGUCUUUUUUUUUUUUUAGCUUAAGUCCUGCAUUCCAAGUUCUUUGUGUAUCUAUUGUGUAGUAUGUAGAAGUUGUUUUACCUUUUGUAUUCUUUAUUACUGCCUCGUUUAAAAAGAAGAGAUGGGAUGUUUGCAUUCAUUAUUCACUAUAUUUUUAUAUAGCAUUGUAUUUACAUACUACUGGGAAAUGUACAAAAGGAUUUCAGAGAAACAAAUCUAAUCUUUUUUGUUUUAAAAAAGAUGAGGUUUCUUAAAGGAUUCAUAUGCAAUCAUUGCUGCAGUGUAAGAUGACAGAUUUUUAUAUUGGGUGAUCCAAAGAAAAGUUAACGCAAACAUAUUUACUUAUUGUACAGUAUGUUGUACUUUUGACUUUUAUUGUGUUAUCUUUAAAUGAUUAAAAUACAAACCUAUGGUUUA